AUGGCUCUCGUCACGGACGAGAUGAAGACCAAGGUCGAGGUCUACCAUGGCGACGAGAUCUACCGCGAGAAGCUGAACCUCUUACUAGCGGAGAUCGGCCUCCCCAACAGCCUCGUCACAGCGUCCCAGGAGAUCGAGGAGUACGGCUACGACAAGGGCGUGGGGUUGGUGUGGCUCAAGCACCGCAAGAAGGUAGAGCAGAAGGUGGCUGACAACGUGGUCGUCUCCUACGACACCGUCGUGUCGGCCUACGUCGAGCCCCAUCGGAUCCGCAAGCUCCGUGGGGUGAAGGCCAAGGAGUUCCUCGACAUUUGGGUGAAGCUAAGCGAGAUCCACAUUGACGGCGGGGGCGGCUCCCCGGCACCUAUGGCCGAGCUUCAGCCUGUGGCUGGUGGCCGACGCCCGCCCGGCCAGGGGCGAGGGCUGGCCUCACCAGAUCUAGGCAAGGCCGACGCUUGCCUGGGCGAGGGUGAACCCUGA
This is a messenger RNA of Eucalyptus grandis, 480 nucleotides long. RefSeq lists its product as uncharacterized. The record is from RefSeq and is a predicted model, not a curated record. Bases 1 to 480 code for a protein of 159 amino acids. The transcript has a single exon. NCBI's taxonomy places the organism in Eukaryota, Viridiplantae, Streptophyta, Magnoliopsida, Myrtales, Myrtaceae.